GAACUCUCAUAAAUAUUAUUAUGGAUAACAAUUACCAAAUAUUCUUCCCAGAUUAUUCCUCAUCCUCCCAUAACUCACUGCCUAUUACACCCAUGGAUCAUCAGCUCGAAGAAGAAGAAGAAGAAGAAGAAGAAGAAAGUAGUUUGAAAAAAACAAAUGGAUGUAUGAAAUCGAAGACGAAGAUAAGAAAAGAGAGAUUUGCGUUUGAAACGAGAAGCCAGGUUGAUGUGCUUGAUGAUGGCUACCGCUGGAGAAAAUAUGGUCAAAAGGCUGUUAAGAACAACAAGUUUCCCAGGAGCUAUUACAAGUGUUCACAUGAAGGAUGCAAAGUGAAGAAGCAAAUUCAACGGCUUACAAACGACGAAGGAAUGGUAUUAACAACCUAUGAAGGAGUUCAUUCUCAUCCCAUUGAAAAGCCUCAAGAUAACUUUCAACAUAUCUUGACCCACAUGCAAAUUUACUCUUCUUCUUUUUAAAACAUUUAUUCCUUUUUUAUUUCUUUUCCUUUUCUUCACCUUACACUUCUCAAUUCUUAUUAUUCCUUUGAUAUAUAUAUAUAUAUAUAAUGCUUUAGUAUUUUAAACACUCAA
Messenger RNA from Benincasa hispida (wax gourd), 590 nucleotides. Lineage: Eukaryota; Viridiplantae; Streptophyta; Magnoliopsida; Cucurbitales; Cucurbitaceae. The record is from RefSeq and is a predicted model, not a curated record.